AUGCGGGCCUACAAAUGUUCUUUUUCAAAUGGGAAAGUGCGGUAUCGUAACAGCAUGAAAGACGAGGACAAAGCUGACAUCUUCUGCCCAGAUGGUGAGCACUUCUUCGGCAAGCCCGAAAAAGUAGGUGAUGUGAUGUGGCUGGUGCAUGAGUCCAAUGGAUUGUAUCUGCCAGCCCAGCACCCGCAAUCCAAGCAAUGGCUGUUCGAAGAGGUGAUGUGGACCUGCGGGAAAGAUGAGGUGACCUACCGCAAUUCGCCUAACAUGGACGAUACCGUCACUGACAAGGUCGUGCCAUAUGCUUGCAUCUCAGCAAUGCCAGCAGCCUCACAGCCCGGCUGGCUGCAGGAGGCGUCAACCAAAAUGUACGUGCCCAUGAACAACCCUUCCACUGGCGAGCCCCUCUUCACCAAGGGCGCCACAGCCACAGUUGUUGCAAGUGCCCCGAUUCCAAUGCAAAUGGGGAAUGCAACCGGUCCUGGGCAGGCGCCCAAACCAGCCGGUGUGCCGCCCGAGGCUACGUUUGUCCAUGAGAAGUACGUCGGACCCACCACCCUGGCAGCUGGAUGUGCUGGCUGCCUUUGCUGUGGACUUCCGGGGUUGAUCAUCUGCCUGAUUCAAUUGGAUGAGAGGGAUGUGUGGAAAACUCCAGACGGCAAGCGUUGGGACCUGAUGGGCAAGCGAAUUGAGCAGUGA
Symbiodinium sp. CCMP2456 is the source of this 696-nucleotide messenger RNA. The record is from the annotation of a GenBank genome assembly. NCBI's taxonomy places the organism in Eukaryota, Dinophyceae, Suessiales, Symbiodiniaceae.